Tetrahymena thermophila SB210 is the source of this 423-nucleotide messenger RNA. Its product is annotated as transmembrane protein, putative. The transcript is spliced from 3 exons. NCBI's taxonomy places the organism in Eukaryota, Ciliophora, Oligohymenophorea, Hymenostomatida, Tetrahymenidae. The record is from RefSeq and is a predicted model, not a curated record.
AUGUUCUCAAAAAUCAAAUAGUUUAUUAAAAAUUUUGACGAAAAGAUUUUGAAGUCAAAUGAAUCCGUAGAGCGUACUCAUACUUUUAAGGGUGAAAGAGUAUAAAAGAGAGUUCAUAAUAACUUUGGUGGUCCUAUCCCAACUAGAGAAUAAUAUUUCUAAGAAUUUCGUUUAGAUCCUGAAUUGAGAAUGCAAAGCAGAAUUUUGAGAUUAAAACAUUUUGGCUAUUUCUUGGCAUAUGCAGCAUGGUUUGGAGGAGUUGUUAUGUUUAUUAUGUACAGACUUAGAAGUGAUGAUUUAAGCUCUUUGGAAAAAGAAGCUGAAGAAAGAAUUAGAAUUCAAAAGGCUGUUAAAGAAUUAUAAAAGUAAAAUAAGGUUGACGAACUCAAAAGUUUAAAAAAUCAAAGAAAUCAAAGCGAUUGA